AUGAGUAAACUAUACGUCUUGUAUGAGCAUAGCGCGGGCUUCGCCCUAUUCCGCGUCACCGAAUUCGAAGAGUUAGCGGCCUUUCUGCCACAAGUUGAGGAAUCGGUAACAGACCUUCAAAGGUUCAAUUCUGUGGUCACGCUAAUAGGGUUCCAGCCGUUUAAAUCUGCUGUAGUCGCGUUAGAAAAUAUAAAUGCUAUUUCCGAAGGAAUAUUGCCAGAAGACCUUAACUUAUUCUUGGAAGGAGCCUUACCAAAGCGCAAAAAGAGGUCAAAAUGCACCUUGGGUGUUGCGGACCCCAAACUUGGCGCCGCAAUCAGUGAGGCACUAGAGAUACCAUGCUCUCACACCGGCGCUGUACCUGAAAUUCUCAGAGGUAUUCGACACCACUUCCAUGCGCUCAUAAAAGGUCUGACCCUGAAAGCAUGCAGUGUGGCGCAGCUGGGCUUGGGGCAUUCAUACUCCCGGGCCAGGGUGAAGUUCAAUGUUCACAGAGUGGACAACAUGAUUAUUCAGUCUAUUGCACUUUUGGAUCAACUGGAUAAAGACAUUAACACCUUCUCAAUGAGGAUCAGAGAAUGGUAUUCAUACCAUUUCCCAGAGCUUGUAAGCAUCGUACCGGACAACCAUCUUUACACCAAGUGUGCAGAGUUUGUCAAAGACAGGAAGUCAUUAAGCGAGGAGUCGUUAGAGCCGCUCACUGAGAUACUGGGAGACUCGGAGAAGGCCCAAGCUAUCAUUGAUGCGUCAAAGAUGUCAAUGGGGAUGGAUAUUUCACCAGUGGACUUAAUAAACAUACAAAUGUUUGCCGGAAGGGUAGUGGCUCUCAGUAACUACAGGAAACAAAUUGCUGAGUAUCUGCACACAAAGAUGAAUUCAGUGGCACCAAACCUUACAACUCUUAUUGGGGACCAAGUUGGUGCUAGGCUCAUAUCUAAGGCUGGUUCGCUCACCAGCCUCGCCAAGUAUCCGGCAUCCACUUUGCAGAUUUUAGGCGCAGAGAAAGCGUUGUUCCGCGCCCUGAAGACCCGCUCCAACACGCCGAAGUACGGCCUCCUUUACCACUCCACCUUCAUCGGCCGCGCGGGCCUCAAGAACAAGGGCCGCAUCAGCCGGUACCUGGCCAACAAGUGUUCCAUCGCAUCCAGGAUCGACUGUUUCUCCGAGACGCAAACAACAGUUUUCGGUGAGAAGCUCCGACAGCAGGUAGAAGACCGGCUGAAGUUCUAUGAGACGGGAGACAUCCCUAUGAAGAACAUUGAUGUUAUGAAACAGGCGAUGGAAGAGGCGUUGCAGGAACAAGAGCAGGCUGACGCCAGCGCUAAGAAGAAGAAGAAAAAGAAGAAGAAGGAGAAAAAAGAGGAAGAACCAAUGGACGAGGAC
Molecule: messenger RNA, 1383 nt
Organism: Iphiclides podalirius (scarce swallowtail)
Lineage: Eukaryota; Metazoa; Arthropoda; Insecta; Lepidoptera; Papilionidae
Source: the annotation of a GenBank genome assembly